Messenger RNA from Blepharisma stoltei, 2985 nucleotides. The record is from the annotation of a GenBank genome assembly. Lineage: Eukaryota; Ciliophora; Heterotrichea; Heterotrichida; Blepharismidae.
AUGUUGACGAAAAUAAGUUUUCUCGCCUUUGUCCUAUGUUUAUCACUUGUAAAGUCUGCAGUGACUCCAGGGAUGGUGAUAUCAAGAUCUUUUACUGAUGUUGCCAAUAAUAUUCGCGCCAUUCUUCCAAACGCAUUGGGAGAUGUGUCAUACACGAAGCUUGGCAAGUUCAAUUUUACAACAUUGGAUUCUAAGACAAGCGUGGUCUGCAAUAUAACAAAUAUUGUCCUGCUCAAUUCUACCAUGAAGUCUACACCAGCUUUGGUAAAUGUGAUGAUAUCUUCUCCGAAUUUUCUGAAUAUCACAUUGAAUAACUUUACAGGGACAAUCAGCUAUAGUUAUUCAGAAGUCGGCAAAAAAAUAAAUAAUACAGGGACUGGCUACACAACUUUUACUGCAAACUUGACAUUUUUCACAACUGUCUCUUAUGGGAAUGGCCUUCCUAUAAUAACAAUCAACAAAUUAAAUUACAUUAUAACGAAUUAUACUCAGUAUAAUUUAACCAAUCUUAGCACAGCAAUAGUUACUGCAAUUCAGACGAAUCUCACGAGUUAUUUGUCAAAUAAUGCAACUGCAUUUUGGGGAUAAAAAAAUAAAAUACUUUUUUAUUUUUUUAAAAAUAAUUUUAAAAUAAUUUUUUUUGCAUUUUUUAUUGCAGCUUUCCAAAAUCAGACUAAUUCCUAUAUUUCAAGGGCAAAUUAUUGGCCAACAUUGCCUGGGACUAAAGUAAAAGCAGAUUUAACAUGGGUAGCAGCUCCAGUUAUUAACUAUAACGCUUCUCUUUCGUGCCAAAACAAUUAUGUUUCAUUCUGGGUCAAUGGGACAGUAACUACAAAUUCCUCUUCUAUUUCAAUUCCUACCAUAAACCCUCCAGUAGCUUUACCAAAUCGCUUUACAAAUUCAAACGCUUAUGUCGGCCAAUCCCAAGUAUUUAUCACCCAAUUUACAAUUGAUUCUUAUUAUUAUUCCACCUUAAAAGUAUAUGGCCACUAUACAAUUGAUACCUUACCUACAGGCUUUCCUAACAUUUUAAAUACAAAUAGUGGAUAUUUCCCUGAGCUUAAUAAAAUUUACCCUAAUUCGCCAGUAACACUUAAUGUCACGUUUUAUGAUACUCCAAGAUGCUAUAUUAUUGGUGGCUAUGGGAUUCAAGGAAAACUGCCACUUACUGUACAAGUGUUAAUUUAUAGCCAAAGCACUAAUGAAUGGAGCUAUCCUUUGGCUUAUAAUGUGACCAUUACUUUCUCUGUCAAUAUUUACUUCAACCAAACUGUAAUUGUGGGUAUUAUAAAUAAAAUGGCAUCUGGUUUGAUCGGAAUUACUCUGAUUCUAUUCUCUUCCUCAUGGAACUUUUUUAUGGGAUUGGGUUUUCCUAGAGAACUUCUGCACAGCAAUAAGGUUUAACUUGGGUCAUAAUGUUGGAACUGCUCCAAGUGCAUCAAGAGGCUUGAGGUUUUUCUUUUAGCACACCCAAGGAUGGUGACCCUCAGAUGGAACACAUGCAGGAGCUAGAGCGAAUGCAACGCGGUUCAUUAGGCUUUCUAGCCUGGAAGAGGCGGAACCAUUUUUUUAUUUGCAUAAAGGGAGAAAAUAAAUCAUAGAUGAUGAAUUCUGAAAUGAAGUCAAUGAGAUUCUUGGUGGUAAGGAAGCUGAGUAUAGCGAAUUGGAGUUAAAGAAGAAUCUUUAAGACCUGAAAACUAAAACGAAUUGGUGCUGCAGCACUAAGAACUGAAGGAGAAAUAAUGGAUGAAGAAGAAAUUAUUCAGAUUCUCUACAAGGCAAACUAAAUCUGGAGGAGAGCAAAAAGACUCAGGAAAGGCAGAGCAGGAGUAGAGCAGGAAUCUGAGCAGAAAAAGAAACAGGAAGUUAGGCAAGAAUUAAAGAAGAAAUCGUAGCAGAAAUUGAGGCAGAAGCUGAAACUAAAGUUGAUGAACUAGUGCAAAAAUUGAAGCAGGAACAAAUGUAGAAGUUUAAGCAGAAAUCGAAGCAGAUAGGGUCAGGAAGUUUAGGAGGGUGAAAAUUGCAAAGUCUGAGGAGUUGAAGAAUGGCUAUACCAGAGUACCCAGGGGAUCUGAAUAAAUAGGUCCGCUAAGGAUUGCAAUAGGCAUAAGCUCGUUUUAUUUAAUGGUAAAUGGUGAAGGCAGAAUCUGCUUAGGAAUGCUAUGCUAGCCUGAAAUAUGGUGACGUCGGAUGCCUGGUGAUGUCACUAAUGAGUUAAAGGUGAGCCGCGAAUUGCAUCCUGCCGAAGAAGUCGACAUGCUAAACACUAUUUAACUAAGACUAAGUAAUUGUUGGAUAUUCUUAUAACCCAAUAAUUUCCAAUUUCCUUUUUAGCUUUUCUCUCAUUUUGCCAUAUCGAGGGCAUUGCAUCAGCAUAUGCUCGUUUCAGUGACUUCACAUUCACAACAUGCUGGGUUGUCAGCUAGAUGCCUUAUAAACGCAAUUCCCUUACAAAACAUGCUAUAAAUCACAUUUUAAAAGCUAGAAGAGAAAAUACUACAAUAUCAAUUAUAUUUAAUAUUAUUAAGACUAUAUUGUUUUAUAUUGAAGGGGGGCGGGAUUUAUACUUGACCAGACGAUCAGCUUUCUGACUCUCAGGUAGCGAAUUCAAGCACUCUUUCAUAAGUAACCACAGUGGAGCGUUAUUCGGAGGCAAUUAGCAAUCUGCAGUUCUCCAGGAGACUUCUUUAUAAAUAAUUUAAGUUUAAGGUUCAGAUUAACUCAAAUGCUCAAGUCGGAAAUGUAAAUGUUUACUAUUUGGGAAGACUGACUACAGACUUAUUUAAGCAAUAUAUGAUUUUCAAUGAAGGCAGCUAUUUAUUCCCGAAGAUCCCAUUCCCAUAUCUUUCAGGAACUACAUUUAGUAAUGUAAGAUCAAGACUUAUGCAAGGAUAUAUUGAAGUCGACUAUGAUCCUACAAUUCCAACCCCUUCAGGAGAAGAAUACAACAGGUUUGAAGCUUAUCAAGCGUCUGCAGGUUGCUAA